Molecule: messenger RNA, 516 nt
Organism: Colletotrichum acutatum
Lineage: Eukaryota; Fungi; Ascomycota; Sordariomycetes; Glomerellales; Glomerellaceae
Exons: 2
Coding region: 1-516 (171 amino acids)
Biological process (GO): protein targeting to vacuole; late endosome to vacuole transport via multivesicular body sorting pathway
Cellular component (GO): Vps55/Vps68 complex; fungal-type vacuole membrane
Source: RefSeq, a predicted model, not a curated record
AUGGAGGAGGAACGCCUUUGGAAGUUCAGCAAGCCAGAAUGGCUCAACAGCGCUUGGGCUCGUAACUUUGGCGUCUACGGUGCCGGAGCUCUGUUCUCCAUCGCCUUCUACGUCAUGCUCGACUCCGCCGUCUGGUCAAAGUCAGCCCGCAACGGCUCCGACACCCACGUCACCUUUGUCGACUGGCUGCCCCUCAUCUUCUCCUCGCUCGGCAUGCUCAUCAUCAACUCGGUCGAGAAGGCGCGCCUGUCGGCCGACAGCUUCUCGUAUAGCGGCAACGGCGUCGCGUGGAAGGCCCGCGUCGUGCUGUUCCUCGGCUUCGCCGCGCUGGCUGGCGGUAUGGCCGGCGGCGUGACGGUGUUUGUGCUCAAGUUUGUCGUGCAGGACGUUGCCAUGCCGGCGCUGGGCAUGGGCAUCGAGAACGUUGUCGCGAAUGCGCUCGUGGGCUUGAGCAGCGUCGUGCUCUGGAUCAGCCAGAAUAUGGAGGAUGAGUAUAGCUACAACCUCGCUCUGUAA